UUCCCCGACGAAGGGAGAGGCGAGAAGUCGAGAACUCCGUGGAAACUCGGAACAGCGGAAGCGGCGGCGGCGGCGGGGAGAAGAGCAGAGGGAGCAAGGAGACGCACCACUAGCGACUCCACUCACAGCCAUGGCGCUGCUGAUGGAUCCCGGAGCGGGACCCCUGACGGAGAGCGAGAAGGCCGACCUGGACGCCAUCGCCGCCAUCAAGGAGUCGGCGGCGGUCGAGUACAAGGAGAAGGGCAACCAGUUCGUCAGGAUGGGGCGGAAGCACUACGCCGACGCCGUCGACUGCUACACGAAGGCCAUCGCCCAGAUGGAGCCGCUUCCCCCGGGCCCAGCCCCCGACGCCUCCGUCCUCUUCGCCAAUCGCGCCCACGUCAAUCUCCUCCUCGGCAACCACCGCCGCGCCCUCGACGACGCCGACCGGGCCAUCCAGCUCUCCUCCUCCAACGUCAAGGCGUACUACCGGGCGGCGAAAGCGGCGCUUGCUCUCAGCUUGCUGCCCGAGGCGGCGUCCUUCUGUCGGCGGGGUCUCGAGCAGGACCCGGCUAACGAGGAGCUUAAGAAAUUGCUCGCGCAAGUGGAUGCGCAGCAGAGUGAGCAGGAUCGCCAAAGGGCCAAGGUUGCACAGGCCGUCUCCUCUGCAAAGGAUCUUGUUGCCGCUAUAGAGAAGAGAGGUUUGACGCUUGGGAAGGCAGUAUUUCAAGAACUCACCGGGGUAAAGAAGCCGAAGCUGGAUAAGCAGUGCGUGCUUCACUGGCCAGUUCUUCUGCUCUACCCAGAGGUCAUGUCGAGUGACUUCAUUGAGGAUUUUCCGGAGACAGAUACUUUUGUGCCCCAUCUCGAUGUCAUGUUUGCAGAAAGUUCUCCACCAUUACCAUGGGAUGAUAACCACGCUUACACAAGGGACGCUAUUGAGUUAUAUUAUCAGGCUGGCACUGGCGCAGUUCUGUCCAGGAGUGAAAUAUUGAAAUUUAUUCUGGAAGGCACUGUGGAUUCAAAGUCACUUCCUGAAGGUCUACUUGACGAGGAGGAUGGAGAAAAUGACGUUGGCAAGAGCAGCACCGUUACAUCGUCAGGUGAGGGUUCUGUUAAGUGGAUGAAAGUAAAGGAAGGAAAAACUCUUCAAGAAGUGCUGCAGCAUAAAGACUUCGUCGUCCCUGCAAUUCCUGUGUUCUUUGUUGUUUCAAGAAAAUCCAAGUUUUAUGUAGAGUUCAAAGCAGGAAAUUGGUCUCUGCCAUAGUGCCGAGCACUGUUCAGGUUGACACAUUUGGACGAUGGUUAGGGUAUGAAUACGAUCGGAGAAGAAAAGCUGGCCACUUGUCAUCUGGUUUUAGAUGUUUGCUUUAUAGAAUGGGGUGUGCUCCUUUUCAGGAUUUGGUACAAUUCUGAAGUUCUUUCGCACCCUUUUUCUUGAGAUGGUUCAGUGUUGCGUUUCUGAAAAAAUGUAUUGGAAAAUGUAGUAGUGACUGCCGUUGGUUCAUUAAUCUUUUAGCAUUUGGCUCAGUGAUGAUAUCUUGCACCUCACUUCCACCAACCAAUUUUAGCAGCAUCCUUUUCUUGUCUGACGCCCUGUGUGAACUGUAAGAUUCAACUUUCAGGUUCUCUCAGUUGAGUAGAGUCGAAUCCGGGGUACUUUCCCACAGGUGCGAUUUUCGGAUCAGGACAAUCGUUGAUGAUUCUUUUGGUUGAUUUGUGAGACUG
Oryza brachyantha (malo sina) is the source of this 1707-nucleotide messenger RNA. RefSeq names its product tetratricopeptide repeat protein 4 homolog. Gene Ontology annotation, molecular function: Hsp90 protein binding. Lineage: Eukaryota; Viridiplantae; Streptophyta; Magnoliopsida; Poales; Poaceae. The coding region runs from base 131 to 1246 and encodes 371 amino acids. The transcript has 7 exons. The record is from RefSeq and is a predicted model, not a curated record.